Messenger RNA from Linderina pennispora, 1413 nucleotides. RefSeq lists its product as uncharacterized. The transcript has 2 exons. NCBI's taxonomy places the organism in Eukaryota, Fungi, Kickxellomycota, Kickxellomycetes, Kickxellales, Kickxellaceae. Gene Ontology annotation, cellular component: peroxisome. Gene Ontology annotation, molecular function: L-alanine:glyoxylate transaminase activity; L-serine:pyruvate transaminase activity. The record is from RefSeq and is a predicted model, not a curated record. Bases 60 to 1313 code for a protein of 417 amino acids.
CGAGUAUAAAAGAUAAGACGGGUGCUCCAUCUCCUCCACCAGCUUUUGAUUUUUUCAUUAUGUCCAUUCGCUCUCUUGUUUCUGCUUCAGCACGCAUUUGUACUCUAUCUAGCCGCCGCACCGCUUCUUCGCGCAUCGCUCCGCUUAUUCCAAGAUACACUAGCAUCCGCACAAUGUCGACUCCUGCCCGCGCACUCUGCCUCAUUCCCGGUCCCGUCGAGAUGACCGACGCUGUCCUCCAGGCACACAGCACCCCUGCCACCGCCCACACCGACCCGCACUUUGUCAACGUGUUCGGCGAGACCAUCGGUCUGCUGCGCGAGGUCGGCACCCUGGGCUGGGAUCAGACCGCGGCCAACCUGCUGGAGGCUGGCGACAACGCCCUGGUUCUGUCCAACGGCUACUUUGGCGAGGGACUGGCUGACUGCCUCGAGACCUACGGCGCCACCGUGACCCGCCUGCGCUCGGAGCCGGGCACGCGCCAGACCAAGGCUGCGGUCGCGCAGGCCCUGCGCGCCAACAAGUACAAGCUGAUCACGAUCUCGCAGGUCGAUACCUCGACCGGAGUUCUGGACGACGUCAAGGGCGUCGCCGAGGUCGUCCGCGAGCACUCGCCGGAGACGCUGGUAGUCGUCGACGGAGUGUGCGCGACCGCCGCCGAGCGCCUGUACUUUGAUGCCUGGGGCGUCGAUGUAGUGAUCACGGCGUCGCAGAAGGCGCUGGGCUCGCCGCCCGGUCUGUCGAUCGUCGUGGCGUCGCAGAAGGCGCUGGGCGUGCUUGCUGCGCGCAAGACGCCGGUCCCCGCGUACUACAUCAACUGGGGCCGCUGGCUGCCGAUCAUGAAGGCGUACGAGGAGCGUGCCCCCAAGUACUUCGCUACGCCGGCUGUCCAGGCCAUCUAUGCGCUGAACACCUCGCUCAAGGACCUGCUGUCGAACGGCGGCAUGGAGAGCGUGUUUGAGGCGCACGAGCGCACCUCGGCCCGCGUCAAGGCCGCCGUUGCUUCGUGGGGUCUCAAGACCGUCGCGGUCUCGACCGAGUGCGCCGCCACCGCCAUGACUGCCAUCUGGCUGCCCGAGUCGAUCCAGGCUGCUGACAUUCUGCCCAAGCUCAAGGCCAAGGGCGUUGUUGCUGCCGCCGGUAUCCUGAACGGCAAGGCCCAGCGCUACUUCCGCCUCGGGCACAUGGGCAUCACUGCCACCAAGGACAACGGCUACGUUGACAUCAUGCUCAAGGCUGCCGCUGAGGCCCUCGAGGAGUGCGGCCACAACAUCGGCCCUGCCUCUGGCCGCACCACUCCCCCUCGUCUGUAAAUGGAUUUGCUUAUAGAUAAGGAACAAAUGUCUUCAUUUGGGGUUAGUAGAUGUCGACCCCCGCUCUUUUUCCUAAUUUGAUUCAUAUAACCACCCUGCC